This is a messenger RNA of Magallana angulata, 3776 nucleotides long. RefSeq names its product exportin-6-like. The coding region runs from base 139 to 3582 and encodes 1147 amino acids. The record is from RefSeq and is a predicted model, not a curated record. Gene Ontology annotation, molecular function: nuclear export signal receptor activity; small GTPase binding. Gene Ontology annotation, biological process: protein export from nucleus. The transcript has 24 exons. NCBI's taxonomy places the organism in Eukaryota, Metazoa, Mollusca, Bivalvia, Ostreida, Ostreidae.
CGUCUGACAAGAAAAAAAAAUGGGUUGAUCAAAUUAGAAGAUGUUUUGAGCAGUUUCCCGAAAAAUAUCGCGAAAAAUUAUUUCUGUUUAACCUAGACUUGUUGACGAAAAUCAGUAGUAUAUAAUAAAAGAAAAAGAAUGGCCUCUGACCAGUCAUCCCUCAAAGCCCUGGAAAACUUGAUGACAGAGUUCUUUGAUGGACGAACUUCAAAUGAACGAAAAAGAAAUAUAGAGGAAAUCCUAAAUAAUUUUACCCAGACCAGAGAUGCCUGGCAGCAUUGUUUAUAUUAUUUGGCAAACACACACAAUGAAUAUGUUAUGAUGUUCUGUAUGACUGCUAUUGAGAGCUUGAUCAACAAGCAGUGGGUUGGUUUUGAUGGUCAGCAUAAGUUAGAAAUCCGCUCCACACUUAACCGUUUCCUACUGGAACAUCACAACAGAGUACCGACCUACAUCAGAAACAAACUGGUCAAGUUAGUAGUGGAUAUUGGCAGAAUAGACUGGCCCCACUUCUACCCCGACUUCUUCUCUAGUAUUCUACAGCUUGCUCAACAACCAGAAACAGCUGUCCUUGGGAUCAUCCUUCUGCACACUUCUUCGGAAGAGCUCGCAUCUCCUAGAGAAGAUCUCAGCAUGGCAAGAAAAGAGGAGCUACAGCGUCUUCUUCUUGGACAAGUUCCUACAAUUCUAAGCUUACUAAGCAAUAUUUUGGAGUCUGUCCUUGAGAAGCACCGCCAUUUGGUGGCUGCUACUCCACCUCCAUCUCCCACCUCAGGAGAAGAUGGAUCCACCCGCCGGAGAUCCUCAUCAGUGAUGCUGUUCAGUUCUCCUCUAGAAUCUAGUGAUACUGCAGGAAAUGUGCUCAGCAACAUGUUCAAAUCGCCAAGCUGUCGAAUUCCACUGGAAGCAUUACCUCCCUUAGAUGUUGAAUCCCAAAAUCUGUGUUGUUUAGCUUUGAAAUGUUUAGCCCAGUACUUCAGCUGGAUUCCUCUGUCUUCAAUGAUUACCCCUUCUCUAUUGAGUACUGUGUUCCAUUUUGCUGGAUUUGGAUGUGAAAUACGGAAAUCCAGUACCAGUGUGAAUUCAAACUUUAGCACCAAUACACAAGUGCUAGGAAAUCUAGCAAUGAACUGUAUUAAUGAGUUGCUGUCCAAAAACUGUGUUCCAGUAGAAUUUGAGGACUAUCUUCUUCAAAUGUUUCAACAGACAUUUUAUUUACUACAAAAAUUAACCAAAGAUAGUCGAACAAAUUCAACAGGAAAUAGGUUGUCAGAAAUAGAUGAAAGUUAUGUGGAGAAGUUUACAGACUUUCUUAAAUUAUUUGUUGGUAUACAUUUAAAGAGAUUUGAAUCCAAUCCUCAGUUCCCGGUUUUAGAAUUUUUGGCUUUAUUGUUGAAGUACACUUUCAGACAGCCAACAAAUGAAGGAUUUUAUAACUGUCUGGACACAUGGAAUACAUUCCUGGAUUACCUGGAUGAUAAAUUAAAAGACAGAUCCACAAAUAGCGCAGCAAUUGUGUCAAGAUACCAGGAAGCUCUGUUAUCCCUGGUCUCUAAUAUGCUACACAAACUCCAGUUCCGCUACAACCAGUCACAGCUGGAGGAACUGGACGAUGAAGUUCUGGAUGACGAUAAUGAAACAGAAUGGCAGACUUUCUUGUGUCAGAGUUUGGAAAUUGUUGCUAAAGUGGCAGAAAUCUACACAGCAGAGACAUUCAGGCUAUUGUAUGAACCAUUCAGGGAGCAUUUGGAUAUUUAUCUUGGUCUGGACCAGUUUGUCAGAAAUAAUGCACAAGGCAGACACUUGACAAUAACUGCCGAGAAUGAAUGUCGGAAGCUGCAUUGUUCGCUGCGAGAUUUGGCCUCUCUUUUACAAGCACUAGGAAGGCUGGCUGAACACUUUAUUGGAGAGAAGUUUCUGGAGCGAUUUACUGAUGGCACAAUGUUGUUGGAAAGAUUAGUAAAUACAGUUGUAUAUGGUUCUAAGUCACAGCUUUUCAACGUCACAUCAACAAUACAAAAUGUCCUUCACACCGAUUUUGUUGGGGUGCAUGCUCAAGCCAUUUCAUCAAUACAGGCCUUUGCCCAUUGGCUGUCACAGUUUUACAGUGAGACACACAAAGUCAACUUGGAUAAAGAUAAAUUUGCAUCUCUUAUAUCAACUCUUCUAGACUCUAUUGUACCUAUGUUUUCUAAAGAGAUUCCAGAGAAAAUAGUCCAUUCCAGUGCACACCUGUUACUGUCAAUCACCACCACAGUGCGGCCCCAGUUCCUUCUUCACCUCUCCAGUACACAGACCCUGUGUAAACACGCUAGUCAAGGAGCGUAUGUUGAGCUCACAAUGGAGGUACAGCUGUUGGUUUACAGAGCCCUGUCUCACAGCUUGAUCCUGCCUUGGCCUAAUGUAGCAGAUGCAGACCAGAAUUGGACCAGUCGGGCAGAGGAUCAUCAAGCAUUUGUCAGACAGAUAGCCAGGCAUUUUCUUCAGCUUAGCAAUCCCAGGGCUUUAGCAGCCAACAAAGGAUUGCUGGAGGAGGCUAAAUCUGUGAUAAAGAGGACCUUGCAGAUUUUUGAGGAUUGGAUAGAGAAUGUUGCCGGGGAGGUGGUUAAAAGUAAACAAAUCUGUUAUCGGUCUCUACAGGAAGUCAUUGAAGUGGCGCUAGCUGUAUUUCCUGUCUAUUUGCAUCAGCCAGAUGUGGUUGACUCCUUGAUGAGUUUCUUCCUGUCCUUGUUCCAAGGGCUUCGGGUUCAGAUGGGAGUUCCUUUUGCAGAACAAACCAUACAGACUUUUAUGACUCUUUUCACACAAGAACAACUAGCAGAAAGCAUUUGCCAUGAAAGUAGUGCUGCACAUAAAGUGGUUGAAAAAUUCCUGAAGAUUUUGGAGCUGAUUGUACAAGAACCAGGGUCUGCCUUUAAAGCAUUCUUACCCAAUGUGAUAUCUAUAUGUAUGGAUCAGAUUUAUCCUAUCAUAGCGCAGCGUCCAUCUCCUGAUAUUAAACAAAGUUUAUAUAGACUAGUCCAUGAGUUGAUAAUGAACAACUGGCGUUAUUUCUUCAAGGGAAGUGUCCUAAAGACUUUACAUUCUCAGUCCCCCCAGAAUGGAAAUGGGGAUGUCCAGAACGCCCAACAGUUCACUGCCAUCAUGCAGUCAUACGGCCAAUCAUUCCUUCAACCAGACCUUGCUGUCUUUAAACAAAACCUUGAAUCUUUAGAAACCUUGAAUGCCAAAUGGAAACUUUACCAAAAACCAAUCUUCAGAGAAGUGAUGCUACUACAGUUUUUGAAUGUUCUUGUGCAAGUUUUGGUGCAUAAAUCCCAUGACCUGCUUCAUGAGGAAAUCGUUGUGACAGUGUACAACAUGGCCUCCGCGGACUUCAGCCGAUUCUAUGCUGAGUUCUUGCCACACUUUGUGUCUUCUUGUGAAGGACUGGACGCCAAUCAACGAAAUAUUCUCGUUAGGAAUUUCAAAGUAGAUAAGGAUUUGCCAUCUUUUACUCAGAAUGUGAAUCGGUUUGUGAACGACUUGAGAUAUUACAGACUGAUUAACAGUAGUCUUCCUGAAGGUUCAGUCACAUUUUAAGUAUAUCUUGAAUUGUUCUCUCACCCUGUACAUGCAGUUGUUGCUAAGGAUCUGCUACAAGGGCAAGCUUUGUGUCUUUUCUGUGGCAGUUUUUAUGUGUAGUUCAUAUAAAUAAAAUGCAUGCGUAAAGGAAAAACGACAAUACUGUCGUUUUUUGGAAAUUAUUUUUGACAAAAUCACCAGUAAAUUUUAAA